Messenger RNA from Phyllostomus discolor (pale spear-nosed bat), 3385 nucleotides. It is a transcript of the gene KCNN1, whose product is annotated as potassium calcium-activated channel subfamily N member 1. Gene Ontology annotation, biological process: potassium ion transmembrane transport. Lineage: Eukaryota; Metazoa; Chordata; Mammalia; Chiroptera; Phyllostomidae. Gene Ontology annotation, molecular function: calmodulin binding; small conductance calcium-activated potassium channel activity. Bases 29 to 1900 code for a protein of 623 amino acids. The transcript has 10 exons. The record is from RefSeq and is a predicted model, not a curated record. Gene Ontology annotation, cellular component: plasma membrane; neuron projection; neuronal cell body.
GCCCUGGAGGUGCACAGGGCGGCGGGGGAUGCUCCCGCCACCGCCACCUCCCCCUGCCCCGCCUCCGUCGGGCCCAGCGUCCCGCUGCCCCUCCCCGCCCCCACCGCGACCCCGGCCCCGUCCUAUCGAUCCUUGGCCGUAUGGGACCCUGUCACCUCCAGCCUUGUACGUCCGCCCGAACCGAGCCCCUCAGGUCAGCGCGGGAGCCCAGCCACUGAGCCAUGCCGGGCCCCAGGUGGCCUGCAGUGAGUCCAACCCCGGCACCCACAUAGUCAUGAACAACCGCAGCCACAAUGGCUGUGGGGGGUGGCCGCUGGGAAGCAGGCCGGGGGCCCUGACCCGAGACCCUCCGGACCCUGAGGCCAGCCGCCCCCUACAGCCCCCACAUAGCCCAGGCCUCCAGGUGGUGGUUGCCAAAAGCGAACCAGGCCAGCUUUCACCUGGCAGCCCCCGGGGCCAGCCCCAGGACCAGGAGGAGGAGGAAGAUGAGGAGGAGGAGGAGGCAAGUGGGCAGAGGGGCUCCGGGAAGCCCCCCAACGUGGGCCACCGCCUGGGCCACCGACGGGCACUCUUCGAGAAGCGGAAGCGGCUCAGCGACUAUGCCCUCAUCUUUGGCAUGUUUGGCAUCGUUGUCAUGGUGACGGAGACGGAGCUGUCCUGGGGGGUCUACACCAAGGAGUCCCUGUACUCGUUUGCACUCAAAUGCCUCAUCAGCCUCUCCACAGUCAUCCUGCUGGGUCUGGUUGUCCUCUACCAUGCCCGGGAGAUCCAGCUGUUCAUGGUGGACAAUGGGGCGGACGACUGGCGCAUUGCCAUGACCUGCGAGCGCAUCCUCCUCAUUUCUCUGGAGCUGGCCGUGUGUGCCAUCCACCCGGUGCCUGGCCACUACCGCUUCACGUGGACGGCGCGGCUGGCCUUCACCUACGCGCCGGCCGCGGCUGAGGCGGACGUAGACGUGCUGCUGUCCGUCCCCAUGUUCCUGCGCCUCUACCUGCUGGGCCGUGUCAUGCUGCUGCACAGCAAGAUCUUCACGGACGCCUCAUCCCGCAGCAUCGGGGCGCUCAACAAGAUAACCUUCAACACACGCUUCGUCAUGAAGACGCUCAUGACCAUCUGCCCGGGCACCGUGCUGCUGGUCUUCAGCAUCUCCUCCUGGAUCAUUGCUGCCUGGACCGUGCGCGUCUGCGAGAGGUACCACGAUAAACAGGAAGUGACCAGCAACUUCCUGGGGGCCAUGUGGCUUAUCUCCAUCACCUUCCUCUCCAUUGGCUACGGAGACAUGGUGCCGCACACCUACUGCGGGAAAGGAGUGUGCCUGCUCACCGGCAUCAUGGGGGCUGGCUGUACGGCACUCGUGGUGGCUGUGGUGGCCCGGAAACUGGAGCUCACCAAGGCAGAGAAACACGUGCACAACUUCAUGAUGGACACACAGCUCACCAAGCGGGUUAAAAACGCCGCUGCUAACGUUCUCAGGGAGACGUGGCUCAUCUACAAACACACCAGGCUGGUGAAGAAGCCAGACCACGCCCGGGUUCGGAAACACCAGCGUAAGUUCCUCCAAGCCAUCCAUCAAGCUCAGAAGCUCCGAAGUGUGAAGAUCGAGCAGGGGAAGCUGAACGAUCAGGCCAACACGCUUGCAGACCUGGCUAAGACCCAGAAUGCCAUGUACGACCUCAUGUCUGAACUGCACGCCCAGCACGAGGACCUUGAGGCCCGCCUGGCUGCACUGGAAAGCCGCCUGGAUGCGCUGGGCACCUCCCUGCAGGCCUUGCCUAGCCUCAUCACCCAAGCCAUAUGCCUGCCCCCACCGCCCUUGCCUCCCCAGUCUGGCCCACCAGACCAGGCAGUCCGGAGCUCUCCGUGCCGGUGGCCACCUGUGGCCUCUUCAGACUGCGGAUGACAGCCCCACCUACCACCAGACCCCACAAUCUUGGCCAUCGUGUGGCCGCCACCUCCUCAGCAUCCAGGAAGCCCUGUCCAGUUGCGCCUCUUGGAGUACUAGGAGCCAGAACUGAGUUGGGCUGAGUGGCCCGGGGCCUAUCCCACCCAGACUGUCUGGGCAGGGGCGGCUGCUGCCUGCUUCCUCCCUGACUGGAGGUUGGGGAGCCUGGAGUCUCCUCUGGUCUCCCAGCCCCCUGACUGUCCCCAGGCCCCCUGUGGGCUCAGAACAGCAGGGAGAGGGGUCCUUGCCAGUUCUGAAUAAAGCAGGACCCAUCCAAUUGCUGCCUGUUGUGUGUGGCUGGGAGACACUUGAAAUCACAACAUGGGACAUGGACACCUGGCCUGGGGUCCCAGAAUAGACAUGGGAGUCAAGGCGAGCCUGUCUCCAUCACCUUCCUAACCUGGUAGUCUCCCAAGACUGAGCUUGGUCAGGACACCUCUCCAAGGACAUCUGCACCAACCCCACCUGGCACUGACAGAGUGACCACAGAGGACAUGGCCCAGCCCCCAUAAGAGGCAUUGGAUAAUCAGACACCCUUCCUUUUGGCCAGCUGACUUUGCUGGAGCACCCACUGUGGGCCAAGUGCCAGCAAAGCAUAGUCCAGCGAGGGAGCUGACAUGGGCAAGGAGGGCUAUUCAGCCUUCACUGGACAUGUGUGGAGCACCUGCUAUAUAUAGGGAAUGUGGUAUGAUGUAAAUUAUCACUCUGACUCUUCACCAGAACCUGACCAGGGUAGAAUGGGAAACUGAGGCUCAGAGAAGUGAAGCCACCUGCUUGGGGCUACAGAAUGAGGUGGGGACAUUGAGCCAGGACUCAAACUUGGGGACCCAUAGGCCACCACGAAGAGCCGGAACUUGGUGGAGGACACUUCAUGGGGGCUGGUGUGAGUUGGGGAAGGUGUGGCACACUCCUGGGGUUGAAGUGGCCCAUCUGGUGUGGGCUGGAAGGGAAGGUUCAGGACACAAGUAGAAUUGGAAAGGUCCCUCCAGGCCUUGGGCUCAGGGUGCUGGGGUCAGGCAGGGGUGGUGGGCCCUUGGCAGAUGCCGAGCUCUGAUAGGGGUGGAGGGGGGGACACUGACCCCUGGGGAGGCUAACGGGUGCCCACCAGAGAGCCCAGGUCCUGGCAGCCUCUGAUAAGGCCAUGGGCCACCUGGCUCAAAGAGAUAGGUUGGUAGCUAGAGAGAAGGGUGUGGAGAGGUACCAGUGGGCUGCCGUCAGACCUGGGUUUCAAGUUGUGACAUCCCACCAUCGGGUGCCUUUGGCAGUGGCUGCCCCUCUGGGGGCCUCUGUUUCCUCACCUGUAAGAUCCAGUGAUGAGAACAGGGCACACUGCCCAGCCUUGAGCACACCCAGUCUGAUAGAGGAGCCACAGUAAACAAAUAACCGCCAUGAGCACACUGAGCAGAGCCAUAAGGAAAUAAACAAGGCCAGAGCAUGACUAGG